CUCAUCCUCCUCAAUCAUGAAGUACGUCGCUUUAUUGAGUGGUGGCAAAGAUAGCUGUUUCAACCUCGUACACUGUGAGAAGAACGGACACGAACUCGUAGCUGCCGCAUCGUUGCGCCCAGAGGAGGGAAAAGGUCCGACAAACCAGGUGGUCCUUCUGGAAUACUUUCUCCUGAUGUAGAUUUCCUGUUAGAGGAAGUCGAUUCGUAUCUGUACCAAACAGUCGGCCAGGACGCGAUCGAACUUGUUGCAAAUGCGCUGGAAGUUCCUCUUUACAGGAAGACCAUUAUCGGGUCUGCCGUAGAGCAAGGCUCGGAAUAUGGGACCCGAUCGUCUUCAGAUGGCGUUCAAGGCGACGAAACCGAGGACUUAUACGAUUUGUUGGUGACGGUAAAGAAUCAUCAUCCGGAAAUUUGUGGUGUUUCUGUGGGGGCAAUUCUAUCCAAUUACCAGCGAGUGCGAGUUGAACAUGUUUGCCGUAGGCUCUCUUUGACUUGCCUUUGUUUCCUCUGGCAACGCGAGCAAGAAGAACUGCUCUCCGAGAUGAUUGACUGCGGUCUCGAAGCAGUACUCAUCAAAGUCGCUGGCAUUGGACUUAACCCUAAACAUUUGGGAAAAACAUUACGAGAAAUGCAACCGACACUUUUGAGACUGAAUACACUUUAUGGUUCUCAUGUUUGUGGAGAAGGAGGGGAGUACGAGAGCCUGACUCUAGACUGCCCUUCGUUCAAGUCGAGCAUCAUAUUAAAAGAAGUGGAAACUGUCAUCCACUCCGAUAAUGAUUUUGCGACUGUAGCUUUUUUGCGGAUCAAGGAUGCAUAUCUGCUUCCGAAACUUGGCCCAGUGUCGUCGCGUCUUUACAUCCCGCCGCUGUUAGCAGACGAAGCGUUACGCGUUAAAGACAUGGUAACGGAAGCCCAGACAGUGAAUAGCGGAUGCUCUCGACAACGAUUCUCAGAGAGGGGAGCCUCGAUGGACACUCUAGCUCGCGUUGGAGUCCAGAAAUUUGGCCAAUGGGUUGCUGUCAGUAAUGUACAAGUGGAUCCACUUGAAGGGGUGUCAUUGGAGGAUGAAGUACUAAACUGCUUUGAACUUCUGAAAGAACACCUUUCUUCCCAUGGUUCCUCUCUUUCUCAAGCUGUCAACAUCAAUCUUUUUCUAUCGUCAAUGGAUUAUUUUCCACGGGUCAACUCUGUCUACUCGACUUUCUUUGGUACAAGUCCUCCGGCUCGUGCUUGUGUGGCCGUCGAUCUUUCCGGUAACGUUCGGAUACGAUUGGAUUGCACAGCAAUGCAAGAGUCUUCUGGGGCCCCUGUACCCAUGAUUCAACGGCAUUCACUACACGUCCAAAGUCAAAGUUAUUGGGCUCCCGCUAACAUUGGCCCUUACUCACAGGCGAUCGUUGCAGGAGAAAGGAUCUUCAUUUCUGGGCAAAUUGGACUCCUUCCCAGUACUGUAACUUUGCCCGAACCCCGUUCCUUGUCUAUUGAAAUGGCACUGGCAACGCAGCAUGUCGAUAGGAUUGUCAAUGUACUCAGGAAUUCCUGGGACGGUCACAACCAGUCCUCUAUCUAUUGGAUUGACGAUGUUGCAAACCUCAAUGCAGUUAGGAAUGCUAGCGGUAUAUGUAGCAAAGAUAAGACCGCAGUCAAGCUUUAUGUGGUGGUGCAAGCUCUACCGAAGCGUGCUCUGGUGGAGAAGCAGGUGAUGUUUCAUACUGGCAGAGCCUGGAUAUCAGAGCCCGAUGCCGACGCUCGGGAUGGAGAAGAGUACUCGCUGAAAUCCUUCGGAAUGAGUCAUACGCAAAAUGUUACCAAGAUAGGUGGGACGGAACUCCACUGCGAAAAGGCGACGUUGGACGGCUCAAGUGAAGGUUUUACGCUAUUCUGCAUCAAAUGGGGAACGAACGAAUCCAGAGACGUAGCUGCUGCCAGUCUGAGAUCAUACGCUAAUUGCUUUGACUCUGCAUUGUCGGUCCGGUGUUUCUACUCAAUGAAAAGCAAACCACCGUAUUCGAUGUUCGCUACCCUUGAGAGGACAUUUAGCGGAAUAUCCUCUCUACCAAUAACAGUAAUCCCUUGCCGCUUCUUAGCAACUCAGAACGAGGAUGACUGGGAUUGUGUACUUGCGAUCAUCAAUGUAUAGGAAUAUGAAUCUCGCAAUUACUUAGCAAAUAACUGUC
Messenger RNA from Marasmius oreades (fairy-ring Marasmius), 2182 nucleotides. RefSeq lists its product as uncharacterized. The record is from RefSeq and is a predicted model, not a curated record. NCBI's taxonomy places the organism in Eukaryota, Fungi, Basidiomycota, Agaricomycetes, Agaricales, Marasmiaceae. Gene Ontology annotation, molecular function: diphthine-ammonia ligase activity. The transcript is spliced from 11 exons. Gene Ontology annotation, biological process: protein histidyl modification to diphthamide. The coding region runs from base 544 to 2145 and encodes 533 amino acids.